UUAAGCUGCUCUCCAAACGUUUGCUGGCGUCCCCCACUCCCAAAGCCCUAAUUUUUCCUCGCAAAACCCUCGUUGUUCCCGAAAUGGGACGGCGGAAGGGCGGGAACAAGAGCCUCGCUCCGGGAGACAGCCAGAAGAGCAGCUCGAGUAAUUCCCUCCACGACGCGGCCACCGGGACGAGCAUCGGCGGCGGGGAGGAGGUGGACGAGGUGAUCGAGGAGAGGACCGAGAGCUCCAACCUCGAGAACCCGCCCCAAUCCCUAGCCCUAUCCAGCAGCGACCAGACCAGCGCCGAUUAUUACUUUGAUUCCUACUCCCACUUCGGCAUUCAUGAAGAAAUGUUGAAAGAUGUUGUCAGGACAAAGACUUAUCAGAAUGUUAUAUAUCAGAACACCUUUCUCUUCAAGAACAAGGUGGUUCUUGAUGUGGGUGCAGGAACAGGAAUUCUUUCUUUUUUCUGUGCAAAAGCAGGAGCAAAACAUGUGUAUGCGAUAGAGUGCUCCCACAUGGCUGACAUGGCAAAAGAAAUUGUUCAAGCAAAUGGAUUUUCAAAUGUCAUAACAGUCUUGAAGGGAAAGGUUGAAGAGAUUGAGCUUCCAGUUACCUGUAUAGAUGUCAUUAUUUCUGAGUGGAUGGGUUAUUUCCUGCUCUUUGAGAAUAUGUUGAACACAGUGUUGUAUGCACGUGAUAAAUGGCUUAUUAAUGAUGGAAUUGUGCUACCAGACAAAGCCUCUCUAUAUUUGACAGCGAUUGAGGAUGCCGAGUAUAAGGAAGAUAAAAUUGAAUUCUGGAAUGAUGUAUAUGGCUUUGACAUGAGCUGCAUCAGGAAACAGGCUAUGAUGGAACCGCUUGUUGAUACUGUGGACCAAAAUCAAAUAGUCACCAACUGCCAGUUGCUCAAGACAAUGAAUAUUUCAAAAAUGGCUCCAGGAGAUGCAUCUUUCACAGCACCUUUUAAACUUGUGGCAGAACGCAAUGAUUACAUCCAUGCUCUUGUGGCUUACUUUGAUGUCUCAUUCACCAAAUGUCACAAGAUGAUGGGAUUCUCUACAGGGCCAAGAUCAAAAGCUACCCACUGGAAGCAAACUGUCCUGUAUCUGGAAGAUGUUCUGACCAUUUGUGAGGGAGAAGCAUUGGUUGGGAGCAUGACUGUGGAGCCCAACAAGAAAAAUCCACGGGAUGUUGACAUUAUGCUCAAGUAUUCAUUAAAUGGGCAACAUUGCCAGGUCUCCAGAACUCAACAUUAUAAAAUGCGUUAACCUUGGAUCGUUGUUCAUCUGCAAGAGGUACACGGUGACUUAUUAACAUGCUUUAAGUUCUAAUUUAUUCUAUCAGGCGAGCACACAGAAUUGGUGCGUCAGAGAUCUUAUACAUAUAAUUUGUGAUCUUAUGUUGCAAUGUGUUAUGAUGUUUGAUGAGUUUAUAUUGUUUUUCCACCUUCAAAAAUAAUCAUAGCAUUUCGAUCCAAAAUUUGAUGUUAAUCCGUGAUGGAAACUAUCACAAGUUAACCA
Molecule: messenger RNA, 1511 nt
Organism: Elaeis guineensis (African oil palm)
Lineage: Eukaryota; Viridiplantae; Streptophyta; Magnoliopsida; Arecales; Arecaceae
Product: probable protein arginine N-methyltransferase 1
Biological process (GO): chromatin remodeling; peptidyl-arginine methylation, to asymmetrical-dimethyl arginine
Cellular component (GO): nucleus
Molecular function (GO): protein-arginine N-methyltransferase activity; histone methyltransferase activity
Source: RefSeq, a predicted model, not a curated record